AUGGCUGAGGAACAGAAGCCCGUUGAGGUCGCCGCCCCGGUGGCCGUCGAGGAGACGGCUCCCGUCGUCGUUGAGGAGACCCCCGCCGUUGUCGAGACGGCUCCCCUUGUUGAGGACAAGCCCGCUGAGGAGGCGAAGCCGGCCGAGACUGAAGAGGCUGCUGAGGCUGCCAAGGAGGAGGACAAGAAGGAAGAGGAGGCGAAGCCCAUUGAGGAGGGUUUCCUGGGCCACAAGGCUCAGGGCGCCAGCUUCCCCAAGAACCUCAUCGCCAGCAAGGCUUUCUUCUUCUUCGGCUCCGAAGCCGUCGAGGCUGAAGUUCUCGCCGCCUACAAGAAGGCUGAGAAGCACGUUGAGGUUGCCCAGCACAACAUCGCUUGGGCCACCCACACCGGCAAGGGUCUUCUGUUCAUUGGUGACAAGAAGGCCCCCCAUGGCGUCAUCAACCUGGCUGAUGCCACCGAGCCUGAGACCGACGGCUCCAACAAGUUCCACUUCUCUGCCAAGGGCAACAAGCACAGCUUCAAGGCCAACUCUCUUGCUGAGCGUGACAACUGGGUCUCCCAGCUGAAGGAGAAGAUCGCUGAGGCCAAGGAGCUUGCCACCACCGUCGCUGAGUCUGAGAUCUACAAGCAGACCAUUGAGAGCUUCAAGCCCGCUCCCAAGGAGGAGGCCCCCAAGGAGGAGGCUGCUCCCGCUGAGGAGGCCGCUCCCAAGGCUGAUGAGCCUGCUGCCGCUGAGGAGACCGCCGCCAAGGAGGAAACCAAGGAUGAGCUGAAGGCCGAGGAGCCUAGCAAGCGUCGCUCCGCUAGCCGCAAGCGCGCUUCUUUCUUCGGCUUCGGCAAGAAGGAGGAGAAGAAGGACGAGGCCAAGCCUGAGGAGGCCGCUGCCGAGACCCCCGCUGUCGUCGAGCCUGUCCCCGAGACUGAGGCUCCUGUCACCGAGGAGGUUCCCGUCGUUGCUGAGCCUGCUGUUGAGGCCGAGACCAAGACCUCGGAUGAGGCUGCUCAGCCCGAGUCCCCCAAGGAGAAGCCCGCUGUCAACAAGCGCACCAGCUUCUUCGGCAACGUCUUCUCCAAGAAGGAGAAGAAGGCCGCCGAUGUCAAGCCUGAGGUCGAGUCCCCCAAGGAGGAGGAGGAGGUCCCCGCCACCACUGAGGCUGCCCCCGUCAUUCCUCCCGUCGAGGCCACCACCCCUCUGGCCGUCGAUGUCAGCAGCCCUGCCACCGUCCCUACUGAGACCACCGAGGCUGCCGUGACCAACGGCGAUGCCAAGAAGGAGAAGGAGAAGCGCAAGUCUUCUCUGCCCUUCACCUUCGGCAAGCGUGACAAGUCCCCCGGCCCCGCCGCUGAGGGCGAGGAGAAGAAGGGCGCGUUCUCCAAGCUCCGUGCUACCAUCAAGGGCAAGGGCGCCGCCAAGUCUGAGGACAAGCCUGCCGAGGAGGCCAAGGAGGAGGAUGCUAUCAAGGAGGAGGAGGAGACUCCUGCCGUCGACGAGGCUGCCAAGGAGGAGGCCAAGGAGGAGGCCCCCAAGACUGAGGAGGCCGAGGCCGAGAACAAGCCCGAGGGCGCCCCCGCUGCCGCCCCCGUCGUCACUGCGGCCGCUUAG
This is a messenger RNA of Trichoderma aggressivum f. europaeum, 1605 nucleotides long. RefSeq lists its product as uncharacterized. NCBI's taxonomy places the organism in Eukaryota, Fungi, Ascomycota, Sordariomycetes, Hypocreales, Hypocreaceae. The record is from RefSeq and is a predicted model, not a curated record. The transcript has 3 exons. The coding region runs from base 1 to 1605 and encodes 534 amino acids.